AAAGCAGGUGCCCUGCAUUAAUGAUCUUCCCACUAGCUCACCCACAGGAUAAGUACUGCGACCUCUAGUGGCGGCAACUGGCAAGAGAAGCGAGACAAAAACUUGCCAAUUGCAGCAUGGAGAUUGCCCCAGCGCAGAACUCUAGGCGGUUGAUACCUAUCCCGGGACAGAGAUGGGCUGGGACUCUGCAAAUACAAAGGAACUAGGGGUUGGGCACCUGCAAUGGACACUUCUUGGUAAUGAAUAAAAUCAUGCGUUAAUUAGCGCUGUCUAUACACACUGAGAACAGGACAAUGAGGUGUCCACAAGCACACAGUGUAACGGCAGAAUAGUGGCUUCCUGCAGCUGCCUGUGCGCAUGUAGAUCCCACCCAUCUCCGGGGGUCUCCGUGCUGCUGGCAGACUGCUGCUCGCCUUUCCUCGCACUUUAGAGCUGGGAGCCGAUAACGGACAGGUCCAGCCCACAGGAAAGAGCCUUUUGGUGCAAUGCGAAUCCACUGAGCAAGAGCUGCCAAACAGUUCCGCCUGAGAGCCCUCCGCACACACCAACUGUGCUAUUCCCACAAGCUGCACCUCCAUUCAACCUGCCCCGACGCUGGCACCUAUCUCUCACACACAGCAGCAGCAGCAGCAGCCCGGGGAGCCCAGUCCGUCACUAACAGCACCACCCCCUGCUUGUCUCUGAUCAUACAUCCAUUGUGGGGUGGGGGGGAGGAGGAGGCUGCACACUGUGACAGGGCAUAAACCUCCUGCUCAUCCUCACACUGGGCUCCCUGCACAGCACCCAGCAGCAGCUUCAGCAGCGCUAUCCCCAGCGGGCGUGUGGGCACAGGCACCAGUGGGCAGAGGGAAGGAGGAGACCCCGGCAUUCAUGCGUGUUACACCGUGUAGCUAAGUGUACACUUCUGUUGCAGCUAUUCUGGGGCUGGGUGAAGCAGGAAGUCUAACAAGGGGCACCCACCCAACCAGGCUCCUGCACUGGGUGCUAUAGCGAAAGGCUGCUGUUACUUUUUGGCCAUGGCACGGGAAAACGGGGAGAACAGCGGCACUUCUUGGAAGAAACAGGUGGAGGACGUCAAGAGGAUAUUUCAGUUCAAGGAGGUCCUGGGCACGGGCGCAUUUUCUGAAGUAGUUUUAGCUGAAGAGAAGGCAACCGGUAAACUUUUUGCUGUGAAGUGCAUUCCAAAGAAAGCUCUAAAAGGGAAGGAAAGCAGCAUAGAGAAUGAAAUUGCUGUUCUAAGGAAGAUCAAACAUGAGAAUAUCGUUGCCUUGGAAGAUAUUUAUGAGAGUCCGAGUCAUUUGUAUUUGGUCAUGCAGCUGGUGUCUGGAGGAGAGCUGUUUGAUAGAAUAGUGGAGAAAGGAUUUUAUACAGAGAAAGAUGCCAGCACCCUUAUCCGACAGGUUCUAGAUGCUGUUUCCUACCUUCACAGACUCGGCAUUGUGCACAGAGAUCUUAAGCCUGAAAACCUACUAUAUUUCAGCCAGGUAGAAGAGUCAAAGAUUAUGAUUAGUGAUUUUGGUCUUUCUAAAAUGGAAGGAAAAGGAGAUGUGAUGUCUACAGCCUGUGGAACUCCUGGCUAUGUUGCUCCAGAAGUGUUGGCCCAGAAACCCUACAGCAAAGCAGUAGACUGCUGGUCUAUUGGUGUUAUUGCAUAUAUUCUGCUCUGCGGUUACCCUCCAUUCUAUGAUGAAAAUGACUCAAAAUUAUUCGAGCAAAUUCUAAAGGCUGAUUACGAGUUUGAUUCUCCGUAUUGGGAUGAUAUUUCAGAAUCCGCUAAAGAUUUUAUUCAGCAUUUGAUGGAAAAGGAUUCCAACAAGAGAUACACAUGUGAACAGGCUCUGCGGCAUCCCUGGAUUGCUGGAGAUACAGCUCUUUGUAAAAAUAUCCAUGAAUCAGUCAGCGCACAAAUUCGUAAAAACUUUGCAAAGAGCAAAUGGAGGCAAGCUUUUAAUGCUACUGCAGUAGUGAGACACAUGAGAAAAUUGCAUCUUGGAAGCAGCCAGGACAGUUCAAGUGUAUCAGGUGGCAAUAGCCCUGCCAGCCCACUUCCAGAUGGAACCAGCCGUAAAGAUUGUAAGUCACCAUCUAACCCUUAUGGUUUCCUGUCAGGAGUUUCUUCCUCUUCUUCAGCCAUUUCUGCUGUAGGCGGCGACCGGAGACCAAGGCCAAGCUCUGUCACAACUGUGCAUGCUGGGAGCAAAUGAGCAGCCAAAGAGCUUCACAGCAGAGUUGGAUAGUAGCAGACUUGCCAAGUGUGAUUUCAUUCUGAAUUGUGCACUCCAGAAUGGACUCAAAAGAUGAAAGGAAUUUUUUAUGGCCAUAUUUUAUACUGCAGCAAAAAUGGUUUCAAAUAUUAUAAACUGCAAUGGCUCCAGUUCCAUUAAGGCAAAAGGAAUUGACCAUCUCUGGUGCUGUGUGAGUCUUGCAAUGCUCUUACUAAUGGACAUUUCUUUUAUUUUAAUUUUUUUCUUAAUCUGCUUUUUUUCCCGAGUGUAGGGGUAUUGGUACUGUAUAUGUUGUAUUUUUCAUUAAUUGAGGUCUCAACUGGAUUAUUUAAUACUAAUUCGGGUGUCUUAAUUUAUACUUUUUUUCUAGUAAUACUUUUGAACACAUCUUUUUCACAAGGUGAGAACAUGUAGUAGUCAAGACUGUGAGAGAUAUAAUAUAAAGAGAAACAGGUGGCAAUAAAGUAAUGGUAAUACUGUUCUGAUAUAUUACUAAUCAAAGCUCUAGAGUUGGUAAUACUUGAAAAGUCCAGAGUGGUAAAUGCCUUUUUUUGAUUAGCUGGUAUACAACUACUUCCAAAAUAUCUCCGCUUUAUAUAAUACAUCUUCUCUUAUUCUACCUAUGGUCAGAGUCUGGAAAAAAAAAAUAUAUAUAUAUAAUGCAAAAGGGCUUGUGGGUUAUCCUCAGCCUACAUUCUGAUAACCACUUCAACUAGACCUUCACUUUCAGAUAGACAGAAUUCAUUACAUCCUACAAAUAAUUCAGUUGUAAAGCUAGAAGGAUUAGCUUUAUAAUGUAGCAGAGCUCACUGUUCAAAUCAUUUCCAUGGGAAAUGAUAGUAAAAAACAAAAUGAUAUAUAAGCAUUAGAUGGCCCUCACCUCAUGAUUUCAGUCAAAAGCAGUAUUCCAUUGUAUUAUGACCAUAUAAUUAUAUAUUUUUUAAAGAACCUUAAUGUAUAUUGUAUAUCUAAACCUAUAAAUAUGAUGGAUUGCAUUUAACUAUCUAAAUGUAUUCAAUAUUAUGCCUCCGCAAAUAUUUCAGGGUAACACGGUUUCCUAGUUGUGCCAGCAGUGUUGUUCCACUUUUCCAGGUACUUAUUUAUAUCAAGCAUUUUAUGUUAUCAGUUUGAUACAUGUAUAAGUUGGU
This is a messenger RNA of Xenopus tropicalis (tropical clawed frog), 3373 nucleotides long. It is a transcript of the gene camk1d, whose product is annotated as calcium/calmodulin dependent protein kinase ID. Gene Ontology annotation, cellular component: nucleus; cytoplasm. The record is from RefSeq and is a predicted model, not a curated record. The transcript has 11 exons. The coding region runs from base 1017 to 2204 and encodes 395 amino acids. Lineage: Eukaryota; Metazoa; Chordata; Amphibia; Anura; Pipidae. Gene Ontology annotation, molecular function: kinase activity; transferase activity; ATP binding.